Penicillium pulvis is the source of this 888-nucleotide messenger RNA. RefSeq lists its product as uncharacterized. Gene Ontology annotation, biological process: peptidyl-proline hydroxylation to 4-hydroxy-L-proline. The transcript is spliced from 2 exons. NCBI's taxonomy places the organism in Eukaryota, Fungi, Ascomycota, Eurotiomycetes, Eurotiales, Aspergillaceae. The coding region runs from base 1 to 888 and encodes 295 amino acids. Gene Ontology annotation, molecular function: procollagen-proline 4-dioxygenase activity; iron ion binding; L-ascorbic acid binding. Gene Ontology annotation, cellular component: endoplasmic reticulum. The record is from RefSeq and is a predicted model, not a curated record.
AUGUCAACAUCACAGGUCCCAGAUGACUUCCUUCGAGGACCAGCACAAAACGCCACAGUCCAUCAUAUCGACUUUACCAAAACAACGCCUGCCAUUUUAGCGUUCAAGAACAAUUUUGCCGCUGUGAUCGACAACUUUCUAACUGAGGCAGAAUGUGCCGAGCUUCUACAGCUUGCAGAGAAAUCCACGAGUCCCGACUCGAAGACAAUUGCUCCAGUUUGGGAACGCGCGAUGAUCAACGCAGGCGGGGGUAAACAGAUCAUGUCCGUUGACAGCCGCAAGAGCGCACGAAUUAUCUUCGACUCCUCGGAUAUUGCACAGCGAAUGCUCGAUCGUCUACAGCCAUUUAUGCGCGAUUUCGACCUCGAUAAGAUACACAACAAACCCCUUAUUACGGGUCUCGGCCCCGCGAGACGGGGGAGACGGGGAGACUAUUUUCGGCCACAUUGGGAUGGGUGUUAUGUUACUCCUGAUGGCAAGGAACGGUCGCUUCUUACUAUUCAGCUGUACUUGAAUGGGGAUGGCGAGCAAAAUUUGAAUGAGUUGAUACCGGAGAUUGAGCGUGCUGAGAAGAACAACGCGCUCUUUGUGCAGGAUGGAGAGGUUGACUUGAAUGAUAUUGUAGAAGAUCGGCCCGAUUCUCCCCGUUAUGCGUCUACAGCUGCAGAGUCGCUAAAAGAAAAUGAGAAGUUGCUUGGCGGGGCUACUUCAUUCACCGACGAUUAUCGAGCACGAGACGUCGUGCGCGUGUUUCCCAAAGCGGGCUCAUUAUUGAUUUUCCAGCAGCGAAAUUUGAUGCACUGUGGUGAUGAUGUCUUUCGAGGUGUGAAGUAUACUGUUCGGUCGGAUGUGAUGUAUACAUGUGCAAGCGAGUCGGGGAAUGAAUAG